AUGUACCUUCGGGAUCUGGAUACUUCGCCCAAGGUCACUUUGCGCCGGGCUUACACGGAAGAAUACCCGUCGGAGCAGUUACCUCGGUGUUUCCGCAUGAAUGAAGUUCCGGUGGCGCAGGGAGUCUGUCAUGAUGUGGGGAUUCGGGAGAAUUCAGGGUUCGUGGUCCCGGUGGGAGACAAGACAACACAUGGGAGGGAUGAGUAUCCAUGCACGUGCUUGGUAGAAGAGAUGUGUGGGAAGGAUUGCUUUUUGGGGGCUGUUUCGAGGGCUGAAAGGGGACGUCGAGAAUGCGGCGGUGGGUCGGGGUGUGUCCGAUGGGUUCCUUUGCGGUGCAAAGCAAUCACCGAAGUCACGACAUCGUGGACUCGUGGCUGGUGGGUUCCUGUCGACAACAUCGGAAUGCCUGGAUUGGCAAGCGUACCUGCGUCGCUUAGCAGAGCAUCAUGGCCUCGCCAACUCGAAGCACCAGCACCAGCACCAGCACCAACGCUCACAAACGACAACCCCUAUCAGCGUAUGCGCGCAUACCAAGUCCUUCUCUCCAUCCCCGUUCCCUAUGUGACAUCAUCUCUCCUUUCAUCCUGUCUUCGUAACAUCACGCAGUAUCACGCCAGUUUCAACCGCCCUAUCUCAACUCUAAUCACUUCCAUUUCCAUCUAG
Molecule: messenger RNA, 663 nt
Organism: Macroventuria anomochaeta
Lineage: Eukaryota; Fungi; Ascomycota; Dothideomycetes; Pleosporales; Didymellaceae
Exons: 3
Coding region: 1-663 (220 amino acids)
Source: RefSeq, a predicted model, not a curated record